GAUUUGAUCAAUGGUGUCUAAUAAAUUUUUAUUCGCAAUAAUUCUAUUAUAUGUGUAUAUAGGUGUACAGUCAUUAUUUUACUUUUUUGGCGGCGUCGUUUUAACUAUUUUGGUUGCUAUGGCAUUUUUAAAUGGACCCAGACUAUUAGACUGGGCGAAUUCACCUCCUCAUCUUCAAUUCAACAAAUACGUCCUGACUGGAUACCGACCAAUAUCUUCUGUCCAAGACUGUAUAAGAAGCCUUUUUUACAUGCACAACGAACUGGGAAACAUAUACACACAUGGUAUCCCUCUGCUCUGCUUCCUGUUCCUCAUCCCGCUCAACUUCCCCUGGUCCCAGAUCAGUGUGACAUGGCUGGGUGUGGUCCACUUCCUGGCCUGCCUGUCCCCCCAGCUGGGCUCUGUGCUCUACCACCUCUUCAUGAACCACGAGGGAGGAGAGCCUGUCUACCACACUCUUCUCACCCUUGACAUGUGUGGCAUCUGUAUGAUCAACACGCUGGGAGCGCUGCCCAUCGUCUACAGCACCCUGCUGUGCUACCCAUUCACCCGCACAGUGGCUCUGCUCGUCUACAUCCUGCUGUCCAGCUACGCUAUCUACUCGGCCAUCACGGCGCGGAGUAGCGUGCGGCGCCUGCGCUCCUUUGCCUGGCAGGCCCUGUUCCGCUUCUCCUUCUUCCUGCUGCGCUGGGUGGGCGUAGGCGGCGGCAGCCCCACCUCGCUGCAACACUUCCUCACCAUGGACGCGCUGGCUGUACUGGGCGGGAUCAUCAACAUCUCGCGCAUCCCAGAGCGCUUCCGCCCGGGCCUCUUUGACUACUGGUGCAACAGCCACCAGAUCAUGCACGUGCUGGUGGUGGGCUCCAUCCUCUACCUGCACUGGGGUGUGCUGGAUGACCUGCUCUGGAUCAACAGCCACCACUGUCCCUCAGACUGAGCCCCACCCUGCCAGGAAGGGGACCAGUGGGGAACAGGGUUUAGGACCUCUGUGGGGGGGCUGUUUCAAUAGGUAAUGCUUGGGAAGGGAAGAUGGGAGGCGUUCAUGAAGACGUGCAUGGAAGGCCAGAUAAAGUGUUUUACAUAAUAGGGAUUGGUGCAGGCUUUGACACAUGUGCAACUAGCAAGAAUGUUCAUACGGUAUCUGUGUCCACCUUGCCAUUAUACAUGCGUUGCUAUUUAUAUUAGGGAAUAUUGGCUCACUGGUCAACACACACACACACACACACACACACACACACAUACACACACAGCAGAGGAUCUGUGAAGAUUACACACAAAGGAGAUUAAGGAUUUGAUAUCAGAAAUACACAUUGAAAUGUCUACCAAAAAAAUCAUGAUAUGCAAGUGAAGUUACACUUGAGCAAUAGUUGAUUUGCUGUUGACUUAUCCUCAUGUGUUAAUUACCAUUUCAACCUAUGUCUUUUAUCAAAGUGGACCUUCAAUGAUGCAUUAAUUCUUUCUGAAGUAUUUUUCAGAUGUCAUUCUAUUGCAACCUAUGCAGCACAUAGCAUAUAAACGUUAGAACAAACACACACACCGCACACACUCACAGCGUAGCAUGCAUACAUGCUAGUAAUGCACAAAGCACUCCCAGACCCGUCACAGAGUCCUAUGGAACUACUUGAGUUACUGUGUAUUAGAGAGGAUAUUCUCCCUCUCAUUAUUUCUUCCAUGUUUGUUUGUCUUUCUCCCUUCUCUCUGGCUUUGUCUGUCUCUCUGUGGUCAGGUAUGGGUUAAGGGUAUGGGUGACUGGGUAUGGGUAACUGGGUAUGGG
This is a messenger RNA of Oncorhynchus tshawytscha (Chinook salmon), 1774 nucleotides long. Its product is annotated as progestin and adipoQ receptor family member 4-like. Lineage: Eukaryota; Metazoa; Chordata; Actinopteri; Salmoniformes; Salmonidae. Gene Ontology annotation, molecular function: signaling receptor activity. Gene Ontology annotation, cellular component: membrane. The transcript has 3 exons. The record is from RefSeq and is a predicted model, not a curated record. The coding region runs from base 11 to 937 and encodes 308 amino acids.